CAUUCACGCUGAGCAGGAGGCACUUUGGGUUGGACUCUUUGGAACCAUACGGAUACUAUGGAUGCUGGACAGUAGACUGCAGAACCUGAGCGGUGAAGAUGCAGCACACCUCGUGCACAGAGGACAGGAUCCAGCACGCUCUGGACAGGUGUCUGGACGGGCUGAGACAAAGCCCCACAGCAGCGCACCACUGGAAUGUGUUGAUGUGCUCGGCGGGUCAGUCAAUGAACCGCUGGAGCCUGGAGGAGCUGGUGAAGAGGGACCCUGAGAACUUCCUCAUCCUCUUACAACAGAUUAUCAGGAAGACCAAAGAGGUUCAGGAGCAGUGUCAGUAUGAGCUGGUGGCUCCCCUCGCAAUCAUGUUCUCCUCCACGUUGCUUCAGACACCAUACUGUCCUCCAGACACAGAGCUGCUGGAGGAAGCUAUUGAGGUGUUCCGCUUUUUCCUCACCUGGCCUGAGCCAUACUGCAGCGUGUGCAGAAACCUCCUCUCCACACUGCAGCAGGAGAUGAAGGCCCCAGGGAUUUCCUUUCAAAGACUGGUGAGAGAGGAACAGGGCCUUAACGCAUCCAGCCAGUGCUCCAAGACCAUGACCGUGCUGCUGAUGAACCCAUGCGAGGUGCCCCCUGACUUCCUCUCUGUGGCUGAGCAGCUCAGUCGCAUUCAGCACUCGCAGAAAGAGACUUACAUCACGCUGAUCAAACACGCCUUCCAGUCCACUCUAGGCACCAAGUACCCUCUACAUAGCAUCCAUAGAGCCCUGCAGGCAAAAUCGGUGAAUGAAUUGGGGGUUAUCUUCUCGGUGGUAAGCGAUGUCUUGGAGACAGCAGCUGCCAUGAGUGACCCUUUGAAGGGCCGUGGUCAUGUGAUCCAGGGACUUGAGCAGCUGAGGGAGAGUAUGAGAAUCCCAGCAUCCAAUGGAAGGAAGUCUGAUGGAAUGCUUCAAACUCUACCCUUGCCGACAGCCAAGUGUUCCAUGUUUCACUGGGACAAAGAUAACUUUGAUAUUCUGAACCAACUUUUGGAACAUGAGCCUGAUGACCAGAUCAUUAAUGGGCAGACUGAGGAGGAAGAGGCGGACAGAGAUUAUGACAAAGAGGAGGAUGUGUCAGAAAUGGGAGAAGAAGAGGAAGAAGACAAAGAAGAGGAGGAACAUGAAAUAGAGUUGCCUUCAAUGUCUAUCAUCCCUAUUGGCUACAACCAUCGUGCCUCCACCUUCUCCACCAUCUCCUCCCUGUCCACUGCCUCUAAAGACUCCAUGUUCUCCACCUUGUCCGUAGCCUCAGAGUCCUAUGCUCCAUCGCUCUUCUCUGCCACUUCUGGUGGUGAUAGUGAUUACUUUGAAGACUCUGAUGACUAUAUCUGCUCCUCUCCCGUUGCAGAAAAAUGUUCGCCAAAGUCCAUGAACAAAGCUUCGGCUCGGCUGAGCCAGCACUUGUACCGGUUCUUCAUCAAACCCAAGAGCUCUCGUUCGCUAUCCCGAGCCAAGAGCUUAGGAAACACUGAAUCAAAAGAUAUUUUAGUGGUGCGAGACAGGCGAUCGAACUCUCUACCACAGCAAGUCAAGUUACGUUGUCCUGAGCCCUUCUUCCCUCAACAAACUCUCAGACACGUCUGCUACCGAAGGAGACCAAUUCUCAGCAGUGAUGAGGACAGUAUGGAUACCACGCUGAGGGUGGUGGUGUUCGGUGCCGAUCACGUAGCUGGGAAGGUGGCACGAGCCUACAAUAGCCUGAGGAGGCAGGAGAGUGCAUGUCCACGUCUCAGCAGAGCCUUCAAGCUUCAGUUCUACUUUGUGCCAGUGAAGAAGGACUCAUCGGCAGGGCCGGGAAGUGUGAAGUCUACAACUGGAACUACAAAAGGAGCAGCCCUCCCUAAUGGUCUCUUGGGCAAAGGGGACAGCACUAACGACAUUGCCCACCUCCUUGGUAUGUUGGACCCUUGGUACGAAAGAAACACCCUUAGCCUGCUUAACUUGCCUACCAACGUUGUCUGCCAGCAAACCUCAAAGACGGAGUCAGAAUCAUACGAUAGUUCGUAUGAGCAGCGUCUGCCCAUCCUGGCCGACUUGGUCCUGUACUACUGCCGCUAUGCUGCUCGGCCAACACUGAUCCAGCUCUAUCAGGCCGAGUUGACAUUAGCAUGUGGAGAGAGGAGGACCGAGGUGUUUGUCCACUCCCUAGAGUUGGGUCACACCGCAGGAACACGAGCCAUAAAGGCCAUGGGUGCUGCCAGUAAACGAUUUGGUAUUGACGGUGACCGAGAAGCAGUCCCUCUAAUGUUAGAGGUGGUGUACAACAGGGUGGUGAUAAGUGGAAGAAGCCAGUGGAAGAGAGAAACAAAAGUCUGCACAUCAGUAAACUUAACCAAAGCAUGCAAAAAUCCAGAGGAACUAGACUCAAAGAUGGAGUGUCUGCAGCUCAUGAUGACUGAGGUCCUGAAGAGACAGAACUGUAAAAGCAAGAAGGGCUACAACCAGCAGCUGAGUGUGACAGAGGUGAAGGUGGACAAGGUGCAGAUCAGCGGAGCUGGAAACACAACCUUUGCUGUCUGUCUGGAUCAGGAUGAGAAAAAAGUACUACAGAGUGUCACCAGAUGUGACAUAUCUGUCUGCUAUAAACCUGACAGCUCUACUGACUGGAGGCUAAGAAAAGCCCCGACCUCGGCCCAAAUCCAGCCUCUCAACCCCACCUUCUGCUCCCUACUCUGCCUGCCCAUAGUCACAUUCAGUGGGGCUCUUCCCUGAGACUGCGGUUCACUGGUUUGGAUUGUUUGAAAGGAAAACAUUCUGUGCACAUAUUUAUACUCUGAAUAACAGACACUGACUGAAGAAGGAAAGUGCACGGAGCGUACAGUUUUUUUUCUGGCUGGUGUCACGAUGCUGUCAAUGAGGGUAGCCUCAAACUGCUGCGGGAUGCAUCUGCUGGAAACACAAGGACUUGUGCAGAUGGGGUUAUCAGGAAACAGCAGACCCGGCCUGUGAUUGUUAAAUACAAAUAUAUAUCUAAGAAACAAAGAAUGACUGGAGAUACAAAGUCAGUCUUUCUCUGUACAAAGCAAUCAUUCGCUGUUUUUAAUCCACAGGUUUCAGUUCCUCUUUUCCUGCUGACAAAAAAGUGUCCUUACCAACAAUAACAUUUGAAUGCAAUUUGGUCAAACAGGGUGAAUCAACAGUACAGGCUCUCAGGAGAGAUGGCACCCAAACUGGCAACACCAUGUUUAAAGUAUGCCUGGAUCCUACCAAUAGAUAGAGUGUACAAUUGUAGAAACCAUCUGGGAGUCAACGUUUUGAGAACUUUUCUCUUGAUCAACCGACAUGAAUUUUACACCCAUUGAGCCCGACUGUACUAUGAAAUGCCUUCAUGAGGAAUGAUUACGGGACUAUAUCUGAGAAUGGACACUAUGGACUUACAAAAUAUGUAAAUAUUAUGUUUGUAAAAUAUUGUAUUGCAUGCCAUAACUUGACACCAUAAUAUUGUAUGUCUGUUAUACGUGGGCUUUUAGUGAUAACAUUUCUCCUAAGGAGUUUCAACGGUCACUUUUAUAGCUCUACUUACAAAAUAUGACCAGCAGGGGGCUCUGUUGGCAUUCCAACUGACUUCAGGUAGAGUUGGCGAUACUUGUAGUAACGUCUAAUAAUAGUGAUGGAAUUAAUGUAAAGACCUUUUUUUUUUCGUGCAAAGUGCUAACCUUUAUUUCAUCAAGGGGAAAAAUAUAAAUUUGAUAUUGUGGUGCUUAAAAAAAUACUGUUAUAAUUUUAAGAGAUGCAUUGCACUUUGCAUACUGUAAACUAUCACAUUUAAUAUAUAUAGUAUAUAGUAUAU
Centropristis striata (black sea bass) is the source of this 3825-nucleotide messenger RNA. It is a transcript of the gene pik3r5, whose product is annotated as phosphoinositide-3-kinase, regulatory subunit 5. The coding region runs from base 99 to 2747 and encodes 882 amino acids. The transcript is spliced from 18 exons. Gene Ontology annotation, molecular function: 1-phosphatidylinositol-3-kinase regulator activity. Lineage: Eukaryota; Metazoa; Chordata; Actinopteri; Perciformes; Serranidae. Gene Ontology annotation, biological process: positive regulation of MAP kinase activity; G protein-coupled receptor signaling pathway. Gene Ontology annotation, cellular component: phosphatidylinositol 3-kinase complex, class IB. The record is from RefSeq and is a predicted model, not a curated record.